AUGACGACCAAUUACAGAGCGCUAAAGACAGCGGUGGACUACGAAUACGGGUAUAUGAUGAAACAAGGGAUCGGAGAAGAAAAGACUUGGAGAGCAAAGAAGGACCACCCAUUUGACGACCAUGCAGGGAAAAAAAAAUCGGAACAAAAUAACACCUCGUUGAAUAACCCCCCUUCGAGGUGCUUCCAUUUUGAGAAUGGAAGUGCCAAAUUGGUGGAAGCGAAAAAUCGGUGGGACAAAAAUGACCGCAAAGGUGGGCACUCUAAGGAUGAGCUAACAGCGGCACAGGGAACUGCAACAGAUGGCGAAAUUUUAUUUAAAAAAAAAAACAAAAGCUACAAAGAUGAAACAUUAGGGAAUUCUAUGAAGGAAGACAACACAGUCACCCCGUCCAAUAGGAAGAAGCGCCAUUGGAUAAACGGACCGAAUGAAAAGAGUCAACAUAGUGAACAAAAUUUGAAGAGGAAAAAAAUAAAUGAAAUUAUAAAUAAGUAUAGGAAAAAUAUGACAUUAUUGCAUGGGAGAACAAGUAGUGAAGACUCAGUUAACCGUGAUGGAGUCAAUUCAAAGGAAGAUGGGUGCAACUCCCAUUUUGAUGGUACCGACAAUUUGAGGUGGAAUAAUCAUGUCCAUUGUAUCCACGCAGAUCAGGCAACUAAUCUGAAGGGGGAAAAGAAUCCCCUAGAUGGUAAAAAGAGCCAAAUAUAUGAUAAGCACAAUCGUGAGAACCACCAGUGGGAUACGUUAAGGUCUCUUCAAAGGGGACAUAAAGAAAUGAAAGAGAGUUCAGCUCAGGACAUUGCUGAAACUCGAGAAGGAGAAGGAAGUGUGAACUGGUUAAAAGAGAACAUGUCGAAAAAGAAUUCGGAACUAACAAAAAGUGGUGAACAUGGCGAGCGAAGUUAUAUGAGCAAAUAUCCCCUCCUUUUGGAACAACGAAAGAAGGAAUACUAUUAUGGUAGCUCCGAAAGUUUGAUAACUCGGAAAAAUUAUGGCAUUAGUUUGGGUUAUAAAGACCAAGAUUGUCAAGGGGAGAGCAAAAAUAAUUCAAAGUUUCCAUCCCUUUUGAACGAAAGGAAAAAGGAAGAAAUGGAAGGGGCAGAACCUCCUAUUAAACUGCAUCCACCCAAUGGAGCAAAUAACCUUUUGCCCAGUUAUAAUCUACCCAAGGUGUAUUUCUCCUCCGAAGGGGAAAAGAAGAAUAGUGCACUGGACACCCAUGGGGGUCUCUCCUACGGGGGGAGGGACCUUCAAAAGGGUAAAAGCAGCGAUGACACAAGUCGGGGUGAUACGAACUGGGGUGACACCCACCUGUGUGACGAUGACCCCACCUCGAAUAGUUAUGAUGCACCUGUCGGUGCGGAAAAAAGCAACUCUUUAAAUUUUGAGAAGUCCGCCGCUAUUCAGGGCAGCCUAAUUAAAGGCGCAACCAAAGGGACCGCCACGGGUAGAUUUUCCCAGUUUAGUAAACAUUUUAACCAGAUCACAUUCACGGAUGAUGAAAAAAGGAUCAGAGAAAGAUUCGAGCAAGUCAAACAAAUGGAAAAGACGAUCGAUUUUGAGGAAGGCGUAUUCGAUGAGAAAGAGAAGGGAGAUGAUCAGCAGAAUGAAGGAAGGAAAGAAUCACACCAUGUGGGCAAGUCCCUGGGCGAAGCAGAUAACGCAAAGGGAUGUAGCGGAGGUGGAGAGGGUAGCCGAAAAGGUUGGAAGGAACAGAGAGAGGAUAAGACAAAUGGGGAAAACAAAUUUGGUGAAAAUAAAAUUGGUGAAAAUAAAAUUGGUGAAAAUAAAAUUGGUGAAAAUAAAAUUGGUGAAAAUAAAAUUGGUGAGAAAAAUUUCCCACUGGGGGGUAAAGAAGCGUCAAGAGGUGCUGCUACUAAAGAGCGGACAUCAAAGAGGGAGACCAAGUUAAGGUACACUUUCCAAGUUGGGGAGAACAAACCUCAAGGAAAGAAAGAAGAACAUCGACCAGAGGAGGGGAAAAAUUCGUACCUUCACCAGGGCGACACAGAUGAGUAUCCACGUGAGGAAAAAAACAUACGAAACUUCAACAACCAGGGGAAAUACGAAACGGUUAAGGCGAACCGUCCUAGUGAACAACACAUCCAUGUUGGUGAUAAGCCAUCCCCAUGGACGGUGGAAAGUAAAGAUAGGGACCUCUCUCUUUACGAUAAGAUUAAACAUUCUGUCCUAAGUAAAGGAGAAAAGGAUCCUCAAUGGAAAAAAGGAGAGGAAGUAAACAUUCGCCACGUGGAACCCAUUUCGAAUUACAGCCGAAAUGAGCUUAAAUUCGAACAGAGUAAAAAAUGGGAUGACUUGAGGGAGAAAUAUCUAGACCUGAAAAGAAGACAUGUCAGUGGGUCGAAUGGAGAAAGGAAAAAAGGAGAAGAAGAUGGUUACGCUUUGAGGGAAGAGAAGGAAAAAGGCGCCUGGAUGUCGACCCAGGGAAAGGAGAAACAGUCUAACUUGUCGGUCGGAGGAAAAACGAGCAUGGGGGGAAGUCUGGCAUCAAGAAAUGGAGUGGUGCCCCAUUUGGUUGAAGCGGCUCCUCAUUUGGUUGAGUCGACCCGCCAUUUGGAUCAAUCGCUUAGGAAAAAGGUAGACCCAAGAAGCGAAAAAAGGGCAGAAGUCGAAAAGGCGAAGGGGAAACACACCAACUCGCACAUCCAUGCGUUAAGUAACGAUAACACAGGAGAGUAUAGGAGGAAUGGUUUACCAGCUCGUAGCGAAGAUAAUGGAAAUAGGAUAGGCCACCGCAAGCCAAAUUGGCAGAACGAGGAGAGGGCGUGCACAGAGAAGAAUUCCAAUCAGGCAAUUUCAGAACGGAUGAAAAGCGGCAAAGAUAAAAACUUCGUAAGUGGAGACCUCCGUAACAACUAUGCCCGUAGCCCAGCCCGUCAGGGAAGUAGCGGAAAGAGUGGGGAAGCAGACAAAGGUUGGAAAGAAGACAAAGGUUGGAAAACAGACAAAGAUUGCAAAAUAGAUAAAGGUUGGAAAGUUUCCUCCACCAAGGUGCAAAAAAGGGGAGAAAGUCAACUUGAGGUGUCCAUGAGAACAGAAGGCAAUAAAAAGGAGAAGGAGAAUUCUGCACAUAUCCGUAUGGUCAACACAAAGGACACGAUCGAUGAGCAGGACAAAGGAGGGACACACCCCAGUGAGGAUCACAUUUUAAAAAAGUAUCGUCAUUUUUUGAGGAAGUCACCCCCACGUAGGAGUCCCUACGUAGAAGCCAAUAAAGUGAGCGGGUACCCAAACCAACUUCUUCACGAAAGUGAAGAGUUAAAAAGAAAGGGAAAAACAAACCUACCUGUGAAUACCCUAAGGGGGGAGACCAACCACAGUGGUGAAUUCACGAAACCAACAGAUCUGGUAAAGAAGAAACUUCCCAUGGUGAAAGGAAUGUCACGCGAGAAGUACGUGGAAAGGAUAAGCAAACUGAAUCCUGAGACGAAGGAAACAAUUAACGUAGGAGUAAAGACCAAAGCGAAGAAUCCACUCUUCUAUUCGACGAAUUCCCAAACCGAUAUGCACAGAAAGAACAUCGUUGAAACUAUUCCGAAUGAUCUGCACAUGUCGAAUAUAGACAGCCUAGAGGAAAUAAAAAAAAAAUAUGAAAAUGUGAUUAAAAGAGUUAAGGAAAAUCUUUCUAGGGACAAGAACUAUUCGAAGUUGAAUUACUCCAAGCUGAACAGCUCCCAAUUGAACUACUCCAAGUUGCACGGAGAGGGAAAAAGAAGCAACUCGAAUGAAAGGAUAAAAGAAAAUUUAGACAUGAUUAAAGAACACUUUAAUCAAGAAAAGAUGAAAAUCGAUGAAGAGAAUAGAAUGAGGCAUGAAAUUAACAUGAAGAGGAAGUUGUACGAGUUAAAGAUUAGGAAAGACUUUGAGGAGAAAAUUAGAAUUCGCAGGGAGAUGCACGAAAGGAAGGUAAUGGAAGAAAAUCCCAGUGGAGAGCCAGACAACGUUCGCGUGGUGGAGAAGAACCCUCGCGAGGAAGACAUCCAUGUGGACAAAGCGGAGAAUGGUGCACGUGAGGAUCAACACGGAGGUGCAGCAAAAGGCAAGAAGGUGCAAUACGGGAAGGCGGAACAACGGGAGAAUCAGAAAGAGGCGACAAAAUCGGGAAAGACCAAACAGAAGAAAAACAUCUUUGAAGAUUACUCCAGCGAUGGAAGCUAUUACAAAUACAUGUACAGAAAUCUUUAUGAAGAGACAUGGAACAAUAAAAUGAAAAGCCAGUACCACGAUGUGGGGGAUAAUUUUUACCUUCAAGAUUGCUCAGAUCAUUUUUUCCUCAAUGCGAAGGCACGCCCUUCAGUUGCCGAUUCUCUUUCGAACAGUUUUGAUAAUGAGUUAAUAUCACUGAGUAGAAUAAAGUUUGAUGAUUUCGACUACAAUUAUUUGAACGAGAUUAACAGAUCUGCGUCGAAGAAAAAGGAAGCCCCUCCCCUUUCACUCGGUGCACGUCAUUCACACCAUUCGCGCCAUCAACGCCAUUCACGCGGUUCGUCGCAGGGGGAAGAGGAAAUGCGAAGAAAUCCCAAUUUGUUGAAGCCGAAGGUCAUAUUGACCGACAGCGAAGGGAGCCCCAGAAAAAAAGGCGCACAAGGGAAUACACAUGCGAAUGGUAGAGACAAGAACGAAAGUAGCUUUAGCGAUUCGUCUUUAAUCAAAAGGAGAGCGAGACCUGGGAGAAGAAAAGGCCCCGACUACUCGCGCAUCCCGCCGGACACCAGUGCAUACAAACAAAACGACAGCGAGAAUAUUCUGAACAAGCUGCUGCUGAUAAAGCGCCAGAAUAGGGCGCGCGCGGAGCAGCCGCGUGAAGAGGAGAUUGAAGCAGACGAGGGAAUCGAAGCAGACGAGGGAAUCGAAGCAGACGAGGAGAUUGAAGCAGACGAGGAGAUUGAAGCAGACGAGGAGAUUGAAGCAGACGAGGAGAUAGAACCAGAUGGAAAGACUGAAGCAGAGGAAGCUAUCGAAUCAGAUGGCGAAACUGAAAUGGAUGAGGAACCCCCCUUGGAGGAAGAAAACAAAAUCGGUGUGGACGAAGUCACCCUGCAGAAUGACGCACCUGAAGAGGAAAAUGCCCAUCUUGUCAAAAAGAACCAGACACGAAACAAACCAAGCUGCAGCAAUGGUAAUAACACGGGGGGAGGUAACCCCGCCGUGCAGAAGAACAGCAACCCAGGGGAAGAACACUCGACGGAGAUAAAAGAAUCCAAUUUGAGAGAAACGGAUGUGGAAAAAAAAAAAAAGAAAGAAAGAAAGGUAAACGAAUGGAGAGAUAAAAACAGGCACAACAACCAUUCGAAUAGUUUAGAGAAGGAUCAACAAAAUAAAAUGCCAAAUAAAUCGAAUGGAAGUGACGCAAGUGACGAAAGUGACAAAAGCGAAGACGAUGAAAACCAUCUGAAGCGUUCUUUAGCGUCAUCGGAUAACGGAAUUCCCAAAAUUAACAUACUAAACAAUAGGGAAAAUUAUAUUCCUCUAGACGUUGCUCUUAACUUCGUUAUAGACAAUGAGAAACUAAAAAAAACGAACGUGCAGAAGGAACACAAGGGAAGCCAAAAGAAGAAGACCUUCGUGCAGUGGCUCAUGGACGAGCGCAAGAAACGACUAAAGAACAAUUUGCCCAUCGAUAUUUGA
This is a messenger RNA of Plasmodium inui San Antonio 1, 5649 nucleotides long. RefSeq lists its product as hypothetical. The record is from RefSeq and is a predicted model, not a curated record. Lineage: Eukaryota; Apicomplexa; Aconoidasida; Haemosporida; Plasmodiidae. Bases 1 to 5649 code for a protein of 1882 amino acids. The transcript is spliced from 3 exons.